AUGAUUAUGAGAGAUAACUAUCCAGUCUCGCCUCCAAGCGACUACGAUACAACAUACACAUCGAUAUCCACAAGCACGCCCGACCAGAAGAAAGCGCACAUCAUCACCAUGGCCGAGGAAAUGGUCCCCUCGCUGCCGGAGCAAUCCGUCAAGAUCCAAGGGGCGUUUCGUCGAACCAGAUCCCCGCCUCGCAACGAACAAGGCCAGAUGUUCUGCGACCACAUCAAUUGUCGAGGCAAGAACCAGACGUUCAAGCGCGUCUGCGAAUGGAACAAGCACAUGGACAGGCACGAGAGACCAUACAAGUGUCGCGAGGCCGGUUGCGAACUCAACCCUGGAUUCACCUACUCGGGCGGGCUCCUGAGGCACCAGAGGGAAGUUCACAAGAUGCACCUGUCGACCAAGCAGCCGCUGUUCUGUCCGUUCCCCAACUGCAACCGAAGCUCAGGCACGGGGUUCACUAGGAAGGAAAACCUCGAGGAGCACAAGCGCCGGCGACACCUAGAAGAGAUGUCAGACCGUGACCCGCCACACCACGAAGCGUUGUCGCAGCCUGCUGCAGGCACGACGACGAACUCGGCAAUGCCGCAAGAACCGGCAGCCAAGCGACGAAGAAUCUCGACGGCGACAGAAGUACAGGGGGUGGCGAUGGGGCAGCAGCAGCAGCAGCAGCAGCAGCAGCUUCUAGGCAACGAGGUGGCACCCAAUACCAUCGACAAUCUUGUCGGAAGCGCCGAGAGCCAGUUGAUUCAACAUCUCAGGGAUGAGCUCCGGCAGAAGGAAGAGUUCAUUCGCCGCCAGGCAGCAGAGAUCCAUCGCCUGCAGAAUCUGUUACGCAGUUUGCCUCCUCAGGCGAUAUACCAUAUGCAAAACCGGAUGCCUGGCGGUGGCGUUGGAUGA
Fonsecaea multimorphosa CBS 102226 is the source of this 900-nucleotide messenger RNA. RefSeq lists its product as uncharacterized. The transcript has a single exon. Lineage: Eukaryota; Fungi; Ascomycota; Eurotiomycetes; Chaetothyriales; Herpotrichiellaceae. The record is from RefSeq and is a predicted model, not a curated record. The coding region runs from base 1 to 900 and encodes 299 amino acids.